Messenger RNA from Canis lupus familiaris (dog), 2062 nucleotides. RefSeq names its product NDUFA4 mitochondrial complex associated like 2 (gene COXFA4L2). Lineage: Eukaryota; Metazoa; Chordata; Mammalia; Carnivora; Canidae. Bases 1099 to 1413 code for a protein of 104 amino acids. The record is from RefSeq and is a predicted model, not a curated record. The transcript is spliced from 4 exons.
UCAGCGCAGGGGGCGGAGGAGGGACCAGCGCAGGGAUGGGGGGGGUCCCAGGAAGGGCAGCCGCCGGCCCCCACCCCGCAGCCACUCACCCCGUCCGCCCGAGGCGCCUCAGGGCUCUGGACCGAGGGGGACUGGGGGGGGCGGGUAGCCUGGCAGUGGGGAGAGGUGGUUAGGGCCAGGCUGCCGGGUCCCUAGCACCCCAGUUCCCCAGAGACAUGGCAAGGAGCUUUCCCACCCCAACAAUAGCAGACACCUAGGCUGCUGCAGAAAGGGAGGCAACCGCUCUGCGCUUCUCUCCCCGGGCGUCUUGUUCUCUUUCCUCCUCCAUCUUUCCCGUUUCCUCCACUCCUGCCCUUACCCCAUUCUCCUCCUCUCUGGCGCGGCCAGAAACAGCGAGCCGUCUUGGGGGGCUCUGACUUCACCCUACAGGAGGUAGGCAGAGCAAGCAAGUCUAUCAAAACCCCAAACUUGGACAGCGGACUUACUCCAAGCUCAGCCAGGUGUUAAAUACCCCGGAUCCCGGCCUCCGCUGGCUGUUGGAGCCAACCGCACCCCGACUCCAAGACCCUCCCACGACUGGUGGGGCUGGGGAUGCUGGAGGGCUGUGGGUCUGUCCUUCCUCUCCUCCUCCCUCUACACUGUGUACGGAGGCUCAGCGGGGCCUUUGGGACCUGUCCGCUCCCUCGGGAUCUGCUAGCCCUAGGGGUGUCCGGGAAGUGCUUGGGGCCCCUCCUGGCCCCCCCAACACUCCGCCCCCCGCACUGGGCUUGCAAGCUGACUGCCGGGCCCACAGCGGGUCCUUCCCCUACCUUGGAUCCUCCCUCAGCCUCUCAGGCCAGGACCCAGCCCCAGGCAGGAGGGUGUCCGUGGGCCAGGGCGCAGCCACCUGGAGGAGUGGAGGGGCAGAAAGCCCUCUGCCUCCCGACAUUUGUCCCGCUUCGGGCGGGGACGGGGGAGGAGAGAUGAGGGGGGUGGGGUGAGCCUGCCCGAGCGGGUCCGCUGGGCCGGGCCGGGCUGACCCCUCCCCAGCCGGGGGCGGGACCCCAGGAGGAGCAAGGGAGCAGAGCCGUGGGGAGCCUCAGACCCUGGAGAGGCGACAUGGCGGGAACAGGUCCCGGGGCCCGCUUCUACCGGCAGAUCAAGAGACACCCCGCGCUCAUCCCGAUGAUCGGCUUCAUCGGCCUGGGGAUGGGCAGCGCCGCGCUGUACCUGCUGAGACUCGCCCUGCUCAGCCCCGACGUCUGGGUCCUAGCUUCCAGGGAGCAACCCCUCACCGUCCCCCUCCCUCUCUGUAGCUGGGACAGAAAGAACAACCCAGAGCCAUGGAACCGCCUGAGCCCCAAUGACCAAUACAAGUUUCUUGCAGUUUCCACGGACUAUAAGAAGCUGAAGAAGGACCGGCCCGACUUCUGAGCUGGCCGGGUUGCAAGUGAGAAGUGAAGCACCGACUCAUUUCUUCCACUCGCUGCCCCCUGCCCCCAGGGCGCCACUCUCGCCACCCCGGCCAGCUGCUGCUUACACAGGCUUGGUUCCCACAGGAGGGGAGACAGCUCCCCACCCCCUUCCCUUGCUCCCAGCAGCGGAAGCGCCUCUGACCCUCAGCUCCAGUCCCACGCGGGGGGGAGGAGUUAGAGGGCAGGCAGUGUGUAGACGGAAAGGCUCAAACCCGCCCCUCUGCCCCCCUACCCAGGCCGGCCGGGUGUGGCCCAGGCUACGUGUUGAGCGUGGCCAACGUGAGCCAGGAGCAAGCGGAGGCCUCCCAGUGCCAAGUGACGUGGCGGGCCCCACGUUAGCCGGGCUCCGGCGCCAGUGCAGGGGCGGCGCUGCUCUGGCUCGACUGGGCUCGCUGCCUGCGCCCGGCCUGCCCUGGAUGCGACACCUUCGCUCGCUCGCGGAGCCGAGCUCCUCCCUGUGCCCAAGCCCACUGCUUCCAGAGCCAACAGGCAUCCCCUCCCACAGCCCUGCACCUGGGCCUCCCCGCCCCCUCCCUUGCUCCCCUCAGUCCCCUGGGAUCAAACAGAAGCAGCCGUGGGCAAAAUACAAUUUCAUUUAACAAAUUGAA